Molecule: messenger RNA, 2439 nt
Organism: Pangasianodon hypophthalmus (striped catfish)
Lineage: Eukaryota; Metazoa; Chordata; Actinopteri; Siluriformes; Pangasiidae
Gene: rnf224
Product: ring finger protein 224
Exons: 3
Coding region: 1416-1907 (163 amino acids)
Source: RefSeq, a predicted model, not a curated record
UUUCUUUAUUUUCAAUGAUAUUGUGACUGAAAGUAAAUUAUAAAAUUAAAAAUACUUAAGUAAAACCAUUAGAAAGUCCAUGAUAUCACCAUGUCAUUAAACAUGUUAGUUAGGUUAUCGUACCUAUCCUUGGCAUUUUCUGAAUUUGAUCAUUUAAUUGUAAAGAAAUUCAACCCGGUUACUCGUUUUAAGAGCAAAAUGCAGCCUGUCAGUAAAGAAACCUUGUAAAAAAAAAAAAAAUGAGAUUGUUGCCUGAGAUGGGACAUUUUUGAAUGGUUAAAUGCACAUUUCUUAGAUUCAGUCUUUAAAAUGAUUUAAAAUAAAGUUUAGUUUAUUUCCAGAAAAAAAUGGAUGCAUUCUACAACAAGAAAACAAUCUAGAGCAGAAGGCAAAAUCAACAACAUUAUGGCGUCAAAAUUUUGGAUUUUAUUACAGUUAUAGGCAAAGUGUGGACAUACAAGUUUUUAGAGGAUAUAUACUGCUCCCAUUGUAAGCGAUGUAGACUUUGCAGGGAGUAGGGCACAGUCACAAUUUCUUCAGAAUGGAGCGCAGCCCGGAUGUCCAUAGGCAACGAAGGUCAAAUUUCCAGGCCUCUAUUGUGGAGGAUGUAAGGUGAUAGACCUUCAGUCUUCCAUUUUCUUUCUCACCCAAACUGAUCUCCAGUCAGACAUCCACACACAUGUUUUAGUCUUAAAGGGAAUGAAGUGAGCAUCAGACCUGAUCUCGGAGCAGAGCGACUAACAGAGACAAGAGCAUUUGCAGCCUCAUUGCUGUAACAUGAGCUGGCUUUUCACCUGCUUUAGAAAGCUGAUACAUAAGACAGCAGACAUGUGUUACUCUCUUGCCAGCUGAUAUUGGAUCAGGUUUUAUGAGUCUUUUUUCCUAACCAUGGUGAUUACAAGAAGAGCAGUGGGUUUGGUUCUAUUCCAGUUUAAUGUUAAAUUCAUGUAAGCAUAAUGUAGCUCAUGGAAACAAGCAGAAACAAAAAGUAAUAAAGCAUUACUCUGCUUUCAAUCAAGCCAAACUAUAACAGACUCAAAUCUGUGUUUGUGUGUACGUGAGUGUGUACGCGCUCAUGUGUGUAAGGUGUAGGUGCACGAUGACAGGUGGGCUUUAAAUAUUAAAGAGUGAGGAAGCACACAGUUUGUCCUCUAUGCUAAAGACUCUAAAGUGGUUCGAACAGACAAUAACGACAGAGCCAGACAAAAUAAUAGUGACUUCAGUGAGGGUGUAGGUGAGCAUUCGUAUGUAUACAGACGAUCAUGAUCAAGCUGUGAAAUGACGUGAUGGGGACUCAUGAGGAAAGCAAGAUAAGAUGUUUGAUAGUGGAAUCUAAGCUUGUGUCCAUGCUGACAUGCACGGCUCUGUGACACCGGCACUGGAAAUACAAACAGUCUUUACAUCCUGAGAGCAGGAUGAUGGAGGACGUAGUCGCCGUGUCAGAGGCUCCAGCUGGGGAUGAUGAGGUCGCAGCAGCCCAGUCCUCUAGAGACAGUCGAAAACUUGACUGCAUUAUCUGUUACAGCGCCUACAACCUGGUAGAGAGGCUUCCGCGGAAGCUCUACUGCGGCCAUACGUUCUGUCAGGACUGCCUGAGACGACUGGAUACAGUCAUCAACGAGCAGUUGUGGAUCCCUUGUCCUCAGUGUCGUCAGAACACUCCUGUACCUCGAGGAGGUGCCGUUGGGCUGGACCUGGACUUGGCUGCGUUUUUGGGUGUCAAAGCUGAGGUGGAGAACCAGAGAAGCAGCCCGCAGAAAGCCCCUCUGGAGACCAAGCUGUCCUUUGUUAAGCAGCCAAUCACAGAUCAGCCUCCGUCUGCUUGGCCCAACAUGGCUCUGACCGAGCCGCGCUUCCACACGAGCCCCUGCUGUAGACACUGCCGGUUCUGCUGCUGGUGGUGUUAGAACCACAAGAAGAUACGUGCACACAAUUGCAGUUCUUUAAAACUUAUGAAAAGACAUCCUAAAUGGAAACUGGGUUUCUCAUCACUGAAACAACUUGAAUAAUAUUAGUCAUGUGUUGGGAGAACACAUGAGGGCAAGGAGGAAAAGUCAAAUCAGACAUGAUUUCAUGUUACAAUUGUUUUUGAAAGAAAUUGCAUUUGGUGAAAGAAAAAUGUACAAAGAAGCUAAAGAAAUAUUUAAUGUAUUUAAAUGAUUAUUUAUUAUACUUCAAUGUAAUGAAAAAUUAAAUUAUUUUUAAAUACUAAUUUUGAAUAGGCAGCCAGAACUUUGAAACAGUACGUUCUUAUGGGGAAAAAAAGUUAAAUCUAGAAUCCUUAAGGAUUUUUUUCAGUUUGUGCUUGUGUUUCCUUUUAAGAGAAGGCUUAGUGUAGAAACCCUUUAGGAAGCUAAGAACUCUUAAUUAUCCAAAGAACUGCUGUGGGAACUCUUUUACUCAAAGAGUUUAAUUAUCAGUUCUAAACUGUUCUGUAAG